Monoraphidium neglectum is the source of this 186-nucleotide messenger RNA. RefSeq lists its product as hypothetical. The transcript has a single exon. NCBI's taxonomy places the organism in Eukaryota, Viridiplantae, Chlorophyta, Chlorophyceae, Sphaeropleales, Selenastraceae. The annotation marks the transcript as partial. The record is from RefSeq and is a predicted model, not a curated record.
AUCUGCACCCUGACCGAGCUCUAUGAGGGCUCCAUCAUCCGCGCCACGCGCCGCCUGGACGAGCUGCUGACUCAGCUGGCCGACGCCGCGGCAGAGGUGGGGGACGGCCGCCUCAAGGCGCUCUUCCUGGAGGCCCAGGCCAGCAUACGGAGAGACAUCGUGUUCGCCGCCUCACUCUACCUCUGA